Messenger RNA from Spinacia oleracea (spinach), 1744 nucleotides. Its product is annotated as cytochrome P450 85A. The transcript is spliced from 9 exons. Lineage: Eukaryota; Viridiplantae; Streptophyta; Magnoliopsida; Caryophyllales; Amaranthaceae. The record is from RefSeq and is a predicted model, not a curated record. Gene Ontology annotation, molecular function: iron ion binding; oxidoreductase activity, acting on paired donors, with incorporation or reduction of molecular oxygen; monooxygenase activity. Gene Ontology annotation, biological process: brassinosteroid biosynthetic process; multicellular organism development; sterol metabolic process. Bases 197 to 1591 code for a protein of 464 amino acids.
AUUGCACAUUUCUUCUCCCAAAAAGGCCUAUAAAUACCACCCUCUUUCACCUCAAUCUCCUUAGUUCUAAACCCACUUCACUUCCCUUUCAAAAAAUCAUUUUCUUUUCUCUCUCUCUCUCAAUUUUUUCUCUCCUCUUUUGAGCCAAAAAGGAAGUUUCUAGAGAGAGAAGAGAAGGUUAUUUACAGCAUCAUCAAUGGCCGUUUUUAUGGUGGUUUUUGCUGUGAUUUUCAGCUUGUUUUGUUUCUCUUCUGCUUUGUUAAGAUGGAAUGAACUUAGAUAUAGGAAGAAAGGAUUGCCACCUGGAACUAUGGGUUGGCCUAUCUUUGGUGAAACUACUGAGUUCCUUAAACAAGGCCCUAACUUCAUUAAGAACCAAAGAUCAAGAUAUGGGAAUUUUUUCAAGUCCCAUAUAUUGGGGUGUCCAACAAUAGUGUCAAUGGAUGCAGAACUAAACAGGUUCAUACUAAUGAAUGAAUCAAAAGGGUUAGUACCAGGGUACCCACAGUCUAUGUUAGACAUUCUUGGAAAAUGUAACAUUGCUGCUGUUCAUGGCUCCACUCACAAGUACAUGAGGGGUGCCCUUCUUUCUUUGGUCAGUCCCACCAUGAUUAGAGAUCAUAUUCUCCCCAAAGUUGAUCAGUUUAUGAGAUCCCAUCUCUCCAAUUGGCAAAAUCAUGUCAUUGACAUCCAACAAAAGACUAAGGAGAUGGCUUUCCUGUCUUCCUUAAAGCAAAUUGCUGGUAUUGAAUCAAGCUCAACUGCCCAACUAUUUAUGUCUGAAUUCUUCAAGCUUGUUGAAGGGACACUUUCUCUCCCUAUUGACCUCCCUGGCACAAAUUACCGCAGGGGUUUUCAGGCAAGGAAGGUGAUAGUGAAUAUAUUGACACAACUUAUAAAAGAAAGAAGAGCAUCAAAAACAAAAGAUGUUGAUAUUUUAAAUUGUCUAUUAAAAGAAGAGGAGAACAAAUAUAAACUAAGUGAUGAAGAGAUCAUUGAUCUCAUCAUUACUCUUGCUUAUUCUGGUUAUGAAACUGUCUCAACUACUUCAAUGAUGGCUGUCAAGUACCUUCAUGAUCACCCCCAUGUUCUAGAAGAGCUCAGAAAAGAGCAUUUGGCAAUCAGAGCAAAAAAGAAGCCGGAGGAUCCUAUUAACUGGGAAGAUUACAAGGCUAUGAAGUUUACUAGAGCUGUGAUAUUUGAGACAUCAAGAUUAGCCACAAUUGUUAAUGGGGUGUUGAGAAAAACAACUAAAGAGAUGGAAAUAAAUGGUUUCGUGAUUCCGGAAGGUUGGAGAAUAUAUGUAUAUACAAGAGAAGUAAAUUAUGAUCCGUAUUUGUACCCGGAUCCACUCGUCUUCAACCCAUGGAGAUGGCUGGAUAGGAGCUUGGAAUCGAAGAAUUAUUUUCUUAUAUUUGGAGGUGGGACGAGGCAGUGCCCUGGCAAGGAAUUAGGAAUUGCUGAAAUUUCUACAUUCCUUCAUUAUUUUGUAACUAGAUACAGAUGGCAGGAAGAAGAGGGUAAUAAGCUGGUAAAGUUUCCUAGAGUGGAGGCACCAAAUGGAUUACGCAUUCGAGUUUCGAGUUAUUAGGACAAAUAUUAGACUCCAUUCAACUGAUUGUAGUGUACAGAGGUAGCACAGACGGAUGAAAUUAGGGAUUUUUUGUACAAUAAUUCUCCCUAACAUCUAACACACUUGUAUAAUUUAUAUUUUAUUGAAAUAUAACAUUCAUUUUACGAGGCC